AUGUCUCGAUUAACCGAAGACAACAUGGAUGGUGCUGAUUUUGCUUCCACCCAAAUGCAAGGACGGUUAGAAGAGUUUGAUGAAAUCAGUAAAGAAGAAGAUAAUAUGAAAAAAAGGAUUGAGGGAUUGAAGAAGUUUAAGAAUAUAGAUACUACUCUGAAUAACAAGCAAAGUCUUCAGAAUAUGAAUUUUAAAGAUAGAGGUGUCGCUAAACCUAAAAGAAGGGCUAAGCGGGAUAAUAAUCGAAUUAAAAGCUUGACUUCACUAAUGGAAGAGACCUAUAAUAAAGGAAAAUCGUUCCAGGAACUCAAGAAGUCAAACAAGGGGCAAAAGGAUGUUCAAUUAUCAAUAUUUCAGUAUUUUACAGGCCACAAGGAAAAGAUAGGAGAUAUUUUGAAAAGAAUUGAAAGUAUUGAACAAAAGAACGUUGAACAGUCUGACCCUCAUGAUACACAACAUGAAUCAAAAAUCUUAUAUAAUAAGAAUGAAUGGACGGACAUUAUUAAAAAAAUUAGGAUACGGUUUCCAGAAUUGUCUAAUAGAACCAAGAAAAGCCUUAAAUAUAUCACGCAUAAGAUUCAACAAGAUCAAUUUCGGCUAACAUCAGAGAGUCCAAAAAAUAAUAGUAGCAUAUGGUCGCAGGCAUCUGCUCCACCAGAAAAAGAAUUCACAGAUGAAGACUUAAAGUGGUUGUAUGACUUGACUUCCGAACAAAUCAUCAAUGAGAAUACAAUAUUACAAAAUGAUUUAGAAGAGUCUGAUAAUGAAAAUCCGUUUGUGAUGACAUUAUCACAAGUAAUGAACACGUCAAAAUCUGAAGGUACAAUUGAUAGCGAAUCAGAUGUGAUUCUAGAUUCAUCGCCUGAGCCUAGCCCUAUAAAAGUAAAGUCACUUUACAAAAAUGAGUCAAGUAACAAGACUGGCCAUUUAUCAGGACAAAUGAUUCAGGUAAAAAAUUCUAUCUAUGAUCCUGGGUUUAAUGGCAAUGAAAUUUAUUCUCGUCAACAGGAUUCGGUGGAAACCGCAGUGUCAAUUGAAAGUUUCCCAUUCGCUCAAUCGCAUAGAGAAGAAUCAAUUGCGAAAGAUAUGAUCGGAAUAUCAGAUGAUAGAUUCCAAGCGUCUCACUCUAUACACGGUACGCAAGAAAUUCCAAUCGAAGUAAUAUCUAGCUCGAUUGACCAGGACGAAGCAGAUGACAAAAGAAAAGGAGAUUUUACGGCCCAUUAUGAAGAAAAUGACGAAAAAGAAGAAAAAGAAGAAGUCAUCAUAUCAUCCCCCAUAAAGGAUACAGAAGUAUUUAAGACACCAACAAAGAGAACUCCAAGAAGUAAAAAUAUAAUUGCAUCUCCGUUUCAAAUGAAUUAUGAUAGCUCGCCACUUCUGAUACGAUCAAUCAGUGCUACGCCCAGACACGAGACAAUUGUUUCUGAGAAAUCAUCUGCUUAUUCUACAGCCAAAUCAAAAUUCAGAUACUCUUCCGCACAACCAAUUCCCUCGCAAUAUCCAUUCGAAGAUAGCGAAGAAGAAGCUAUAUUCUCUUCCAUACCACCGCGUCAAUUUCAUAAGAAACGUAAAAUAUACCGCACGUCUCGAAUUUUAGUAGACGGAGCGUUAAAUGUAGUUGAAGAAUCGAGUGAAAAUAGUAAGCUUAAGAUCAGAACAAUUGAAACCAAGCGCUUGCCCCUCGAUUCGGAAAACGAAAUAUGUGAUUCUGAAGACGAAGAAGCAAACGAUAACAGUAUAAGCGUUAUUGAAAUUACAAGAGAGAUAGAUGGUACAGAUGAUUUGAUAAAUCUAGGGAAAAAUUCCCGACAUGAACAUGACACUUCAAUAUUGCAAGUACCUUCGAGUCCCCAAGUUGAUAAUUCCAAUGUUCUAGGAUUGUUGCAUGAAUCAGACACAGGUUCCGUAAUUGACUCUGAAAGAAAGCAUCGUGGCCUAAUUCGUUCUGAAGCGUUGGAGGCAUCUGAUGAUGAUUUUCACAAGAUGUCUACAAAAGAUUUGAAAGCAAGAUUUCAUGAAUGGGGAUUAAAGCCAGUCAAAGGAAAAGAAAAAAUGAUUCAGAUUCUUUCCGAGACAAAUAAAUUAAUAGAUCAGAGCCAAUUAAAUGAUGAUCAGGAGAAGCCAAUAACUACAUCACAACAUGCAAUUAAAACAAACAUUUAUAAUAGAAUCAGCGUCCAUUUAAAACAAAAUCAAUACUGGCUUGAUAAAAUAAUGAGUUUUGAACCAAUAAAUCUAUACAAAUUGCAGGAUUGGUUAGCGUCAGGACCAGCAGGGGCCAGGUUAGAAACAGAAAUAUUGGAGAAAUAUUGUGAUGAAUUAGGAAUCGCAUAUACGGAUAUAAAAUGA
Molecule: messenger RNA, 2352 nt
Organism: Debaryomyces fabryi
Lineage: Eukaryota; Fungi; Ascomycota; Pichiomycetes; Serinales; Debaryomycetaceae
Exons: 1
Coding region: 1-2352 (783 amino acids)
Biological process (GO): DNA repair; DNA replication
Cellular component (GO): Slx1-Slx4 complex; nucleus
Source: RefSeq, a predicted model, not a curated record